AUUACACUGUGGAUCCUGAUGUCCGGUCUGGAUCACUCGAACCAAAGAAAAGAUUCAACAAUUUAACCGGUUUUCUUACCCGGUUUCAUACUCCGGAGUAUAUCAGAGAGAUCCAGAAUUUGAUGAUCUUCGAUGAUGUUAAGCGGUGAAAGAAGAAGAAUAACGAAGACACGGGCCAUUCCUACGGCCAUCUUUGCGAUCCGAGCUCUCACUCUAUCACGCGCAUUGACUAUCCCAUUUCAUGGAACGAGGGCAACUCGUCAGUUAGAAUGCAAUGUUGAUAUCAGUGCGCUGAACACAUGCUUCACUUCGCAUAUCGUGUCCCUAGAGGACAGACGACUCCCGAGAUCAGCCAUGCUACGGAGACUUGAAAGACACCCUGACUGAUGUGUCUUUGAGUUGGCAUUCUUCUUAUGCAGCUUCUUGCCGGCCGAAUAACCAGGAC
Molecule: messenger RNA, 445 nt
Organism: Aspergillus candidus
Lineage: Eukaryota; Fungi; Ascomycota; Eurotiomycetes; Eurotiales; Aspergillaceae
Exons: 2
Coding region: 133-387 (84 amino acids)
Source: RefSeq, a predicted model, not a curated record